UGUAAAUCCAAAUGAUCCCUCUCCUCUGUCUCCUAUCUCUUCACGUUUCUGACGUCUUCAAUUUGUUUAUACUUUUUUUUUCUUUCUCACGGCUUGAUUUGCGCCGUCAACAUUUCACCUUGGCGACUUCUCAAUCCAAAUCCUCCGAGCUUAUCCUCCUCGAGUCUCGGAGUUUCUAACCAAUCGCAAUCUUUGUUCAUCUUCUUGUUGAACUUUCCGGGCACAAUCUGGAGAUUUUGUUUGAAACUGCGGAGAGCUCUUCUCAGGCGAAAACGAGCUAAAAAAAAAAGAUGACAUUGACGAUCCCAUCCGCACCUGGGAGCUCAGGGUACUUGGAUAUGUACCCUGAGAGAAGGAUGUCGUAUUUUGGUAAUUCUUACAUCCUCGGUUUGACUGUCACUGCCGGCAUAGGUGGUCUCCUCUUCGGCUACGACACAGGUGUAAUCUCUGGUGCCCUUUUGUACAUUAAGGAUGAUUUCGAUGUUGUUAAGCAGAGCAGUUUCUUACAGGAAACUAUUGUAAGUAUGGCUUUAGUUGGUGCUAUGCUCGGUGCUGCAGCAGGAGGCUGGAUCAAUGACUACUACGGACGUAAAAAGGCCACCAUGUUUGCUGAUGUUGUUUUCGCAGCUGGAGCAAUCGUCAUGGCUGCUGCUCCCGAUCCAUAUGUUUUGAUCGCGGGUCGUUUCUUGGUUGGUUUAGGAGUUGGUGUUGCUUCUGUGACUGCUCCCGUUUAUAUAGCGGAAGCGUCUCCCUCUGAAGUGAGAGGUGGACUUGUUAGCACCAAUGUGUUGAUGAUCACCGGUGGACAGUUUCUUUCAUACCUCAUUAACUCUGCUUUCACACAGGUUCCAGGAACAUGGAGAUGGAUGCUUGGAGUUUCAGGUGUUCCCGCUGUUGUUCAGUUUGUACUAAUGAUGUUCAUGCCAGAGUCUCCUCGUUGGCUGUUCAUGAAGAACCGUAAAGAGGAAGCGAUACAAGUGCUGACGAGAAUGUAUGAUAUCUCUCGGUUAGCGGACGAGAUUGAUCACCUUUCCGCGGCUGAAGAGGAAGAGAAGCAAAGGAAACACACUGUUAGCUACUUGGAAGUCUUUAGAUCCAAGGAGAUGAGACUCGCCUUCUUCGCUGGAGCAGGACUUCAGGCAUUUCAGCAAUUCACUGGGAUCAAUACUGUCAUGUACUAUAGCCCUACGAUUGUUCAAAUGGCUGGCUUUCAUUCAAACCAGCUCGCUCUCUUACUCUCUCUCAUCGUUGCUGCCAUGAACGCUGCUGGAACAGUGGUGGGGAUAUACUUUAUCGACCACUGUGGACGGAAGAAGCUUGCUCUCUCGAGUCUAUGCGGUGUCAUUAUCUCUCUCAUAAUCCUCUCAGUCUCCUUCUUCAAACAGUCUGACGCAUCAUCAUCUGAUGGAGGGCUCUACGGUUGGCUCGCUGUGCUUGGUUUAGCUCUGUACAUUGCUUUCUUUGCACCGGGAAUGGGACCGGUUCCGUGGACGGUUAACUCGGAGAUAUAUCCGCAACAGUACCGAGGCAUAUGCGGAGGGAUGUCUGCAACGGUUAACUGGAUCAGUAAUUUGAUUGUGGCGCAAACUUUCUUGUCGGUAGCUGAAGCUGCUGGUACUGGAGUGACGUUCUUGAUUUUGGCGGGGAUCGCGGUUCUAGCGGCUGUGUUUGUGAUUGUGUUUGUGCCUGAGACUCAGGGCCUAACGUUUUCUGAAGUUGAGCAGAUUUGGAAAGAGAGGGCGUGGGGAAAGAACAGUGAUUGGGGGAGUAGCAGCGAGAGCAAUGACAUGGAUGGGUUGCUUGAGCAGGGAUCUCAGUCAUAAGGAUCUUGAGUGGCUCAUGCUCAUACGUUGUAUUGUAUCACAGAGUAAACCAAGAUUGGUUCCGGUUCCGGUUCAGGUCAGUGAUAUCACAGGAGUAAACCAAGAUGUGUUAAGAACUGUGUUUAUUGAUAAUAAAUAACGUUUAGGGUCCACUUUGGAUUCCAGUCUUGUCUGCAAAUCUCAAUACGAUGCAACAUGUGUCUAUGAUCAAAGAAUAGGCUCUUGACAAGAGCAUUGAAUAGAUGAAUGGUUGAUUCACAAACAUAAGACUUGUCAUAGGAACUGUGUUAGUACCUAUCUUCUUUUUUUUUUUCUGUUAAAUAAACAGAUAUUGUCUUUUA
Brassica oleracea var. oleracea is the source of this 2164-nucleotide messenger RNA. Its product is annotated as inositol transporter 1. Bases 291 to 1823 code for a protein of 510 amino acids. Lineage: Eukaryota; Viridiplantae; Streptophyta; Magnoliopsida; Brassicales; Brassicaceae. The record is from RefSeq and is a predicted model, not a curated record. Gene Ontology annotation, biological process: transmembrane transport. The transcript is spliced from 5 exons. Gene Ontology annotation, cellular component: membrane. Gene Ontology annotation, molecular function: myo-inositol:proton symporter activity.